AUGUACUUGAAAUAUGGCGCCAUCGUCAACAUCGUCACGCUCGUCAUCUAUUUCGUCUACCUUUGUAUUGCGGUUUGGCUGGCGAUUCGACAGGGACUGGGUCACAACUUUCCCUGGAUUUGCAUGAUUGUGUUGGCGCUAUGCCGACUAACCCAGGUAUCACUCGAUUUGGCAGCAACCUCCAUGUUUCCCCCAGCAUCUGCGUCGAACACCAGCCUUGAAAGCGGCGUCGCUAUCCUGACCGAGAUAAGCUUGACACCACUUUUCAUGUCGACCGCCAGCAUGUUGAACAUGAUCUCCGGGCCCAAAGGAAGACGCAUGCAAUGGAUCCUGUUUCUUCUCCACGUUCCUCUCCUAAUAUCACUGGUUUUGAUCAUUGCCGGAGGAAUUGACCCAGAUUCCCGUGACAGCCCUACUUUUGCCGCUACCAACACUACCAAGGCUGGGAUUGCCAUAUACUGUGCCUGUUUCGUCGUCCUCAUAUUCGCCACCACGACAAUAGCUGCUCGGCUGUAUCUGGCGAACGCUGUAGAGGUCAAAAUCCUAUCGACUGUCGUACUCAGUCUCCCAUUCUUCCUUGUCGACGUUGUCUACAUGAUGUGCUUUGCCUUUGAGAGCUUGCGGGGCGAUCAACGGUUCAACGUUAUCAGCGGUAGUGUGACGCUCCAGCUUUGCAUGCAAGUCAUCAUGGAAUAUGUUAUCGUUGGCCUGUAUCUAGGCCUAGGGCUCGAGCUACCACAAAAGGCCGCUUGGCUCAGAGACCAAGUCCUCGGCGAUCACGACUAUGACCAAAUGCGGGACACCUUCCUGUGGAAAAUGUACGAAGGAUUAUCCGCUGUCGUUGCCGCGACAGUCAUGCCGGCCCUCAUGUUCUCCCAUUGGAUGCUUGGAAAAAUACUUCGUUCCGGCUCGCCAUAG
Trematosphaeria pertusa is the source of this 918-nucleotide messenger RNA. RefSeq lists its product as uncharacterized. The transcript is spliced from 4 exons. The record is from RefSeq and is a predicted model, not a curated record. The coding region runs from base 1 to 918 and encodes 305 amino acids. NCBI's taxonomy places the organism in Eukaryota, Fungi, Ascomycota, Dothideomycetes, Pleosporales, Trematosphaeriaceae.